GUCCUACUAGUAUCUCCUUUGGAGUCUUUUGAUUGACCUCCCAAAAUACCACAUAGAGUUGUGCUCCGAGCGAGGUGAGAAAUCAUGAUAUAGAGUUGUUCUGGGUACUUCUAGGCUGAACGACGGCGCGUGCGUUUGAUAACCCGAAACCCUGUACCAGUAAAGGGCAGUGGGUUUCCUGAACGACUACAAUGGAACACUUUGCACCCCAUCCAAAUGUGACAUUCGAAGGCUACUACUCGAAAUUCAUUCUCCCAUCAGGCAGUUCGCUAUGUCUAAUCGUCUGCUCCGUCCACAACGCCGAGUCUAGACCGCACAUGGUGUCAUUCACCUAUGUGCCCGUCAACAAGGACCACAAAAUCUACCAGAGAGAACUAUUUCCACCUAAGGGAAGCCUGACAUUCGAAGCCGGCAAAGACCGUCAAAGCUUCGUCCUGGAUGUGAAGGGGAUUGGCAGCGUAAAAGUCUCGCCGGACUCAACGACGACAUACGACUUCUCCUGCCCGGAGUUCACGUUCAAAGGCAUAACAACCCCGAACAGUCGUGUGCCUUGGUCGUCUAGCACACAAACGCCCGAGUCAUGGCUCGUGUAUCUGCCGCUGCCGCUGCACUGGCAUGUCCAUUCUUUCGCGUCGAAGUGUGAGUUUGAGAUGAAGCUUGCGCAGAACAGCCACAGCAACUUGGAUGAGAGGGACGAGAAGGGUGUGGCGACUGUGCAUCAGGAGAAGAAUUGGGCGAGUAGCUUUCCUUCGGCGCAUAUUUGGAUCCAGGCUUAUCCUCCUGCUCCGGACUCGGAUGAGGAGCCGUGGCAUGGGUUCAAUUGUGCGGGCGGCCAGAUCCUUGGGAUGGAGGCGUAUCUUCUUGGAUACCGUAAUAAGAAGGCUGGUAUUGAAAUUGAUUUUCGGCCGCCGUUUGCCGUCAAGAUCCUUGGGAUGUCGCCCUUUUUGUCGGUGAAAGCGGACUGGGCGUCGAGGUCGUUCACAAUGAGUGUCCAGGAUUUACGACAGAAGCUUGAUGUCCACGCUUAUGUCGAGCGGGAUGAUUGGGAUACUUUCUUCGGGUUGAGUGCGCCUUUCCCAGAUGGACAUAGAAAGAACUUUUUGGGAGAGAGUUUGCAGGCCAAGCUCGAUGUAAGCGUGUAUACACGGGGCUGGAUUGGUGGUAUGUGGGAGAAGGUACUUGAUGAUCAUUUCGAUGGUGCUGCAUUGGAGUUCGGCGCGGGAUAUUAUCCGCCAAAAGGUGAGGGCGCGGACGACUGACAUGGCCUUGCUGCACCGUUUCCUCGGGUACCGACUCGGCAUGCGCUGUGGUCUGAAAAGUUCUGGAUCGAGACGACUGACAAAGCAGCAGGCCUGGUUGGUAUUAGUAUUCGGGCUUCACGGAAUCCUGCGGUUUGGUCAGCUAAGAUGAGGCAGCCUCCCAUAAUAGCUUCUGCUCGAGAACAGAUGGGAUUUCGAAGACUGCAAAAGCAGCUGCAUGGCAGGUGUAGCAAUGCCGCGGCAAACGGAGACGCUCGAGAAACAAACAAUGGAGAAGGCCAAAAUAGAGAACCG
This is a messenger RNA of Exophiala viscosa, 1553 nucleotides long. RefSeq lists its product as uncharacterized. Lineage: Eukaryota; Fungi; Ascomycota; Eurotiomycetes; Chaetothyriales; Herpotrichiellaceae. Bases 192 to 1259 code for a protein of 355 amino acids. The transcript has a single exon. Gene Ontology annotation, molecular function: tocopherol cyclase activity. The record is from RefSeq and is a predicted model, not a curated record.